GUUAUGGUGGGUUUGGGGGGGGCUGCUGUGGGUCCCCAUUGAACCUUCCUCCCCCCGCAGUAUUCCUCAGCACAGAGCGACCCCACAGCCCUGCAGCAGCAGCAGCCCUAUUACCAAUGGUACCAGCCCUACAGCUACUCCUACCCCUACAACUACUACUACCCCAUGGACCCCCAGCAAAACGUCUAUUCGGGGUACGGGGCUGCAGCCCCAUAUGGCACCACGGGCACUUAUGGGGCUGCCCCCCAGCAGCCCCCCACCCCCGGGCAGCAGAGCGGCCUCAGCCAGCCUCCAGUCCCGGGUCUGGACGAUGCCGCCCCCUACAACAGCUCCCAGCCCCAAAUGCCCCCCAGCGCCGCCCCCCCCCAGCCCCCCCAGCCUCACCCCAUGGGCACGGGGGGGGCUCAGCCCCAAGGGGGUGGGGGGGGCCCUCAGCCCAGCCCCACUGCUGCCUACCCCCCCCACUCCUACACCGAGAGCCCCGGCCCCAAACCCAAGAAGGGGCAGCAGCUGUGGAACAGGAUGAAGCGUGAGUAAUGGGGCGGGUUUGGGGUGGGCU
Messenger RNA from Coturnix japonica (Japanese quail), 559 nucleotides. Lineage: Eukaryota; Metazoa; Chordata; Aves; Galliformes; Phasianidae. The record is from RefSeq and is a predicted model, not a curated record.